AUGGCUCUACAGGCGGUUCGCAGUCAAAUAGAAGCCGCAGUCUAUAAGUGGACUAGGCCGAGACCCCCACGUCUGGGAGUGGCCGUACCACGCUCCCCCCCCGGCACUGGUAUCCUCUUCCACACCAACAUGCAGACCAUCCGUUACUCCCUGAGUCCCAAAGUCUGGGUGCUGGUCACUGGUGCUGCUCUCGUUGGUGUAUUCAGCGGCCAACGUUUUGCCCAAACUGUCUUGCUCAGCAAGAACCCUCCUAAUCCCCCUCGCUACCGUGAAAAGCCGCCAGUGAGGCAUCCCCAUACUCCCGAUGAAGACGAGGAUGAGGACUAA
This is a messenger RNA of Perkinsus marinus ATCC 50983, 327 nucleotides long. RefSeq lists its product as hypothetical. The transcript has 3 exons. The record is from RefSeq and is a predicted model, not a curated record. The coding region runs from base 1 to 327 and encodes 108 amino acids. Lineage: Eukaryota; Perkinsozoa; Perkinsida; Perkinsidae.